GCCGUCUACACAUCCCGGAUAGUUGAUGUGUGAAUCUUUUCAGCGGGUGGUUGGACUCGCCACCUGUCAGGAAUGGUAAACAGUCCAGUCCACUGACCGCCGCGCCGACCUGUCAUAGGCUACUUUCUCCUUGGGAAACAGUCAAAUAUAUGCAGGCUCGCCUACAUUAGGGAAAUCAACACGGACAACUUUGCCUGGCCGGCUGCGCAAGAGAAAGUGAAGCAGACGCACAACCUGGCAUUGGCGAGAUUAUAAACAGAGUCUGUGAGCAUAUACCCGGGAGGCGCCGACCCCUCUCUCGCUUUGAAGAUUAGAGGCUUGACGAAGUCUGAAGGACACUAAGAACAGGAUUAGGUAAUAUUGUAGUCUAACCUACUUCUCAUCACUCCUGCAUUUCGUCCUCUGAAUAUUUGCGCAAUGACCUUUGGUGCACUUGGAAACCAGCGGGUGCGUCCGUGAGGUGUGUGUGACUGAAGGGAGCGAUGCGGUGUGAUAACAGGAACUCAAGUAAGGUGGGCAGGCAAUAAGGCUUGACAGAAGAUGCGACGGGAGUGGUGGCUCGUCAGAUGGCUGGGGACAGGCAUGGCAAUCCUCUCUUUGCUAACCCACAGCUGGGGCCAGGACACAGAAGACUGGCAGUAUGAUGAGUGUAAGCUGUCCCGGUCAGGCCCCCCUGCCACCAUAGUCACCAUCGAUGAGGAGAGCCCCAACGGUACGAUUCUGGUAAAUAACAUGCAGAUCAACGGCCGUGCCCAGGACCCAGGCAGAACCAUCUCGCUGACGUUGCUGGACAACAACGAUUACUGGGUGAUUCUGGACGCACCAAGGCAGAGGCUCUUCCUCAACAGCACUGGGCGAUUCCUGGACAGGGAUCCCCCCAACUCCAUCAUGACCAUCGUGGUUCAGAUCCAGUGCAGGAGUGAGCUGACUGGUAAUGUUAUUUACCACGAGGUACGGAUCGUUGUGAGAGACAGGAAUGACAACACGCCUCAGUUUCAGCAGCCACGCUACUAUGUUGCAGUGAACGAGCUCACGCCAGUUGGAACGACCAUAUUCACAGGCUUCUCAGGAAAUAACGGUGCUACAGACAUUGAUGAUGGGCCCAACGGGCACAUAGAAUACGCCAUCCAGUACAACCCCAGUGACACGGUAUCUAACAGGACAGUGAGUGUUGCCAACACCCUUUCAGGACACAUUAUACUGGCAGAGCGGCUAAACUAUGAAGAGAGAACUCGCUACCUGGUCAUAGUGCAAGCCAAUGACCGUGCUCCAUAUCCUCCCAACAGACGAACGGCAACCACCACUCUGACUGUGGACGUUUUGGAUGGAGACGAUCUGGGUCCCAUGUUCUUGCCCUGUGUUUUGGUCAGCAACACCCGUGACUGCAAUCCCCUCACCUACCACGUUUCUAUCCCAGAAUUUACCGAACCGAGCAAACUGAACCCACUGAAUGUGACCCCUCCUAUCCGUGCAGUGGACAUGGACAGGAACAUACAGCCCCCGUCAGACAGACCUGGCAUCCUUUACUACAUCCUGACUGGUCAUCCAUCCACAUACAAAGAGUAUUUCUCUUUCAACAAGACCACUGCAGAGCUGCGUGUGCUGAAGCCCAUCAACAGAGAUGUGCAUCAAAGGUUUACACUCAUCAUCAAGGCUGAACAGGAUAAUGGUCACCCUCUCCCAGCCUAUGCCGACCUCAUCAUAGAAAUCCUGGAUGAGAACAACCAGGCACCGUAUUUCCAGUUUGCCUCCUAUCAGGGCUACGUCAGUGAGUCUGCCUCAGUGGGCACCACCAUCUCCGUCAGCGCCAACCUCACCUCCCCUCUGGGGAUCAUCGUUCUGGAUAAUGACAUUGAGGAGACGAAAGACCCCAUGGUGGAGAUUACUCUGGAUGACUACACCACCAUCUUCAGCCUGACCCCGACCGGGAUAAUCCGCUACCUGAGGCUCCUCAAACCUGUGGACCGGGAGAAGCAGAUGACCUACACGUUCACGAUGAUAGCAUCAGACGGGGUCCAGCAGAGUGAACCAGUGACUGUCAACAUUUUGGUCAUUGAUGCCAAUGACAACACACCCACCUUUCCCGAGGUGUCCUACAGCGUUGAAGUCUUCACUGACAUGCAGCCAGGAGAGACAGUAUUACAGCUGACAGCAACAGAUGCUGAUGAGGGGCUGAAUGGUUUAGUGACCUAUGAGAUAGUGACUGGUGCCCAAGGAGAUUUCAUUAUCAGUAGCCACACUGGACGUAUCACUGUGGCACCAGGUGUCAUCCUCACUGUGGGACAGUCCUACGCGCUGACUGUUAAAGCCUCUGACAGUGCACCAGGGAUCCAGCAAAGGAGCUCCAUCACUACGGUGUACAUCGAAGUGCUGCCACCCAACAACCAGAGUCCCCCGCGCUUCCCCCUUUUCACAUAUAACCUGGAAGUCAGUGAGGCCAUGAGGAUAGGAGCUAUCCUGCUCAAUCUCCAGGCUACAGACAGAGAGAAUGACCCAAUCACGUACCAUAUUGUGAGUGGGGAUUCCGAGCAGAUCUUCAACCUCACUGAAACGAUUGGCCUUCUGCUUCUGAGCAAAUCUCUGGACAGAGAGACCACUGACCAGUAUCGCCUGAUUGUCACAGCAUCUGAUGGCCACCCUGGAGGGACGUCCACUACCACUGUGAACAUCGUGGUUACUGAUGUCAACGAUAACGAUCCUCUAUUUGACCUCACCUUACCCACCAAUUUGACAGUCCAAGAAGAAGAGGCCAAUGUGUUUGUAGGACAAGUCAGGGCCACAGAUCCAGAUGCUGGAGCCAAUGGUCAGGUGCGAUACCGGAUAGUGAAUCAUCCUGGCCUGUUCACAAUCAACGUUAAUGGCAGCAUCUUCACAGCGGUGCCUCUUGACCGGGAGCGUAAAAAUCAAUAUAACCUGAUAGUGGAGGCCUCAGAUGGGGCAGUGGACCCUCGACGGACCACGUUGACCCUCUUAGUUGAGGUCACAGACAUUGAUGAUAACAGUCCAGUCUUCUCCCAGCAAACUUAUGUGGUGAACGUUCCUGAAAACACCCCUGUAGGCACUGUGGUCCUGGUUCUAACCGCGGUAGACGCAGACCUGUUCUCCAAUGUCACAUAUCGGAUCAAGACUGAGUCAGCCCGGCAGCUGUUUUCUCUGAACCCUGUCACAGGGGAGUUAGCUGUGCUGCAAACCCUGGACUUUGAGGACCUGGCAGCCAUGGGGAUGGGUGCCUCUUACACUUUCCAGGUGGAGGCUGUCGACCAAGGAGGGGUCACCCCCCCGGGGCUGGCUACAGUCACAGUCCGCAUCACAGAUAUGAAUGACUUCUCCCCCGUCUUCAGCCAAGCCUUAUAUAUAGGCAUGGUGGCACCUGAUGCAGAGAAAGGAACAUUCAUCACAACUGUGUUUGCUGAGGACCAGGACCCACCGGGAACUCCAGCAGCUUUUGUCCGCUACCGAGUGGACAUGGAGCGAUCACCGUACAGCGGGAGCAUCUUUGAUGUGGAAGCAGAGACUGGAAGGAUCAUCACAAGGGUCAACCUCAAUGAAGAGCCAAGUGUUACCUUUCAGUUGUUUGUGAUAGCUUAUGACGAUGGGGAGCCAGUGAAGUUUAACAGCACUUUGGUGGAGAUCACUGUUGCUCAGCCUUCUCUCAUCCCAGUCUUCAAACCAGAUGAGUACAUGUUUCCUCCGGUUAGUGAGCAGGCUCCAGUUGGAACAUCGGUGGGGAGAGUUUCAGCUUAUGCUAACAGUCAAACCAUCGUCUACUCCAUUAUGGCAGGAAAUGAACUAGGUCACUUUAAGAUAAAUGACAAGACGGGCGAGAUCUUCACAGAUCACCUCCUGGAUUAUGAGAAUUUGACCAGCUACAUCCUCAAGGUCCGGGCAGACUCGCUGGAUAUGGUCCAGGCCAACAAGAAUGUGACCUCCAGAAGCAACACAGCCAAGGUGUUCAUUGAGGUGCAGGAUGAGAAUGACCACCCUCCCGUCUUCACCCGACAGCUCUACAUUGGUGGAGUGGCAGAGGACACCAAGAGCUUCAGCUCUGUGCUCAAGAUAGUGGCCACCGAUAAGGACACUGGGAAUUACAGUGCCAUGGCGUACCGUCUGAUUUUCCCACCCACAUCCGAACAGGACAGCUUUGUCAUUGAGACAUACACGGGUAUCAUCAAAACAGCCAUCAUGUACCGCAACAUGCGCAGGGUCCACUUCAAGUUUAAGGUCAUCGCCACAGAUGACUACGGGAAAGGUCUCAGCAGCAGCGCCAAUGUGGUGGUUUCAGUGGUCAAUGCAUUGGACAUGCAAGUUAUUGUGUCCAAUGUCCCACCCACUGUAGUGGAAGAGAAUAAGGAGCAGCUCGUUAGCAUUCUGGAGCGAUACGUACAAGACCAGAUCCCAGGCGCUAAGGUGAUCGUAGAGUCCAUUGGGCCACGUCGCCAUGGCGACGGCUACGAGCUUGAGGACUACAGUAAGUCGGACCUGAUGGUGUAUGCCAUUGACCCGGUCACGAACAGGUCCAUCUCUCGCCAGGAGCUCUUCAAGUUUCUGGAUGGGAAGGUGCUGGAUAUUAACAAGGAGUUUCAGACACAUCUGGGCCAGGGCGGACGCAUCCUGGAGAUCCGCUCACCAGACAUCGUGGCCAGCGUGAAGAAGGCUGCCCAAGCUGUGGGCUACACAGAAGGAGCGCUCCUGGCACUCGCUAUCAUCAUCAUCCUCUGUUGCAUCCCUGCCAUCCUUAUUGUCAUGGUCACCUACAAGCAAUUCAAAGAGCGACAGGCCGAGUGUGCCAAAACAGCCAGGAUUCAGAUGGCUUUACCACCAGGAGGCAAGGCAGCUCCAGCCGCUGCUCCCACCAACCUCUACGAAGAGCUGGGAGACAGCAGCAUGAGGCGAGGCUACGGCAGGCAGCAACAGCAACUGCUGAGGCCAUCUCUUCUGAGACCUGAGGAACUCUCCAUGGAGUCAGGCAUCGACCCAGGCCAAGACUACUACACCCAGGAUUACUAUAAUUACGACCAAGGGUAUGACCUUCCUCAGUACGGCAGUCGUAGGAAGUUGAUAUCCCCUAUGUAUGACGAAUAUGGAGAGGUGAUUAUGGAAGAUGACGGCUAUUACUACAGCCCCCAUGGCCCUGAGGGCCGAGGCAGAGGCAGAGGCAGGGGUCGUGGCGGCAUGCGAGGUAGAGGCCCACCAAAGAGGGUAGGAUUUAGAGACUUACCUCCAGAGGAAGAAAUCGAACAAGCUGAGCCAGCAGAGGAUGGUGAGCCUUCCAAGGCCGCCAAGAGGCUGAAGUCUGUCAUGAAACUCAGUAAACUACUGGCAGCCAGCAAAGGAGGAGACCAGCCAUCUGAUGCUGGUCCUUCUGGCCUCUCUCCAUGGAAGAAAGCCAAGAUGUUCAAGAUGUUUGGCACAGGAAAGAAGGACAAGGAUUAUGCCAAACUGAUGUCAGCCCGCCGUAUUGACAGCCAGGAAAGUCUGACUGGUGGACCAGCAGUUAAGGGACCAAUUGACAGCAAGUCUGAUAGUCGCAGCCGGCUCAGUAAAGUUCUGAAGAAAAUCAACCUCAGCAACAAGUUUCAAGCCCGCAGGAAGUCACAGAGUAGUGUUUCUGCUGUGAGCAGUGUGUGGGAAGAGUCCCCCGAAGUAACCACUGAGGAUGAAAAGAAGUCUAAAGUGUCUAUUAGUGUGACUGAAAGUGAGCCAGAAGCAAGCACAAGUGCAAGCAGUAAGGAGAAAAGCUCUGAUGAGGAAUCCUCAGAGAAAAGCAGUGUUGACAAAGAUUAUCUUAAAGUGGAUUUAGAUAGAGAUGAUGCCAAUGAAAGCACUGUGGACUCCGAGGAAGAGCCCGAUGAAGAGUCAGAGGAGUCUGAUGAGGAGAGCAAGUCUAAGUCAGAAGAAGGAACUGAGGUAUCCAGUGCUGAGAAGGAAUCAGAGUCAGAAAAAGAGUCAGAGUCAGAGAAGUCAUCAGAAGAGUCAGGAACUGAGAAGGAAUCAGAAUCUGAAAAAGAAUCAGAGUCAGGAACAGGCACAGCGACAGAGAAAGAAUCGGGUACAGAAAAAAGCUCAGCAACAGAGAAAGACUCUGAUGAAGAAUCUGAGGAAGAAGAGGCUUCAGGGGAAUCCAGAGAAAGUGAAUCUGCUCGCUCAUCCAUGAAAUCAUCUGCCACAGAGGCCAGCAGGUCGACCAGUGCCUCAGGCAGUGGCAGCGGCAGCGGCGGUGGCAGCGGCAGCGGAAGUGGCAGUGGUAGUGGCAGUGGUAGUGAGAGCGCAAGUGAGAGUGGCAGUGGUGGUGCUAGCAGUGCUGCCUCUGCAUCUGGCUCAAGCGCUAGGUCAUCAGGUAGCGCCAGAUCAUCAAGUGUAAGAAGCUCUGAAAAGUCCAGUGAAGAAGCCACUGAGGAUGAAGGCACAGGGACUGCCAGUGAGAGUGGAUCCAGGACAGGGACAGGCAGUGAGCGCUCCUCCAUGGGGUCCAGUCGGAGCAAAGCGUCUGGAUCAGAGGAAAGUGGUUCAGAAGAGGGAGCCUCCAGCAGCAGAGACCAGAGCUCUCUGGGCAGUGUGGAGGGUUCUCUAUCGACCAGUGGCAGCCGUGGCUCGCAGAAGUCCAGUGGGAGUCGUGGGUCUGAGGACACAAUCGACGAGGAAGGAAGUGAAGAAGCGGGUUCAGAAGAAGAAGACGAGGAAGAGGAAGAAGAAGGAGAAGAAGAAGAAGAAGAAGAAGAAGAAGAAGAAGAAGAGUCAAGCAGCGAGCACAGUGAUGAAGCACCAUCCAGCAGCUACACCAGACCCUCAUACAGCACAGAUAUCAGAAGCACCUCUGAAGAGACAUAUGGAGGACUGUCCCCUAUUACUGAAGUGGAUGAAGAUGCCCUCUCCUCUGAGAGAUCAGGCAGUGCCUCUGGGUCAGAAGCCGGCAGCGGAUCAGGAGACACAACUUCCCUCUAAAGAGAUCUAUGGUUGGCUUCAAAGUAAGACUGAAUAAAAUCAAUUACCCUUGCAUGGGAGUGAAGAGAACAUUGCUUUCCUCUACAGAGUGUUUCAGAUAUACACUUCUCUCUCAUUUCCCCUUAGCAAGGGAAAACUGUGGUGACUCCUGCUGUCGUACUUGAUAGAUUUGCUGUCUUUCCCUUACCUUUGACCUUUCAUGUUCCUUGUUGCCUUCUCUUUUUUGUGCAGCAUUAUUCACUUGUUUUCUCUGAGUGCAACUGUGCAUGUUGUUUUGCUGUGCCGUAAUGUUCUACGACGGUUCUGUUUGCGUGAUAUUGGUUGCUUUUU
Molecule: messenger RNA, 7272 nt
Organism: Myripristis murdjan (pinecone soldierfish)
Lineage: Eukaryota; Metazoa; Chordata; Actinopteri; Holocentriformes; Holocentridae
Product: protocadherin-15
Exons: 39
Coding region: 541-6942 (2133 amino acids)
Biological process (GO): cell morphogenesis; calcium-dependent cell-cell adhesion; cell-cell junction assembly
Cellular component (GO): plasma membrane; stereocilium; catenin complex
Molecular function (GO): cadherin binding; calcium ion binding; beta-catenin binding
Source: RefSeq, a predicted model, not a curated record